AGCAAAGUGACGAGGCAGCCGGAGCCUUGAGACCAUGGACGGCACCAUGGGGCUGCGGGCGCUACUGUGCGUGUACCUGGCCUCCCUCCUCGUCCUGCAGGCCAUGCCCACUCAGGGUUCACCCACAGGCAGGCCCAAAGUCAGCAAGAAGCGACAGACUGUGGACACAGCCGUCGACGGUGUGACCAUCCGGAGUUUGAAAGUCAACUGCAAAGUCACCUCUCGCUUUGCCCACUAUGUCAUCACCAGCCAAGUGGUCAACAGUGCCAAUGAAGCCAAGGAAGUGGCCUUCGAUGUGGAAAUCCCCAAGACGGCCUUCAUCAGUGACUUUGCCAUCACAGCAGAUGGAAACGCAUUCAUCGGGGACAUAAAGGACAAAGUGUCCGCGUGGAAGCAGUACCGGAAAGCUGCCAUCUCUGGAGAGAAUGCCGGCCUUGUCAGGGCCUCGGGGAGAACAAUGGAGCAAUUCACCAUCCACCUCACCAUCGGGCCCCGGAGCAAGGCCACGUUCCGACUGACCUACGAGGAGGUGCUGAAGCGAAAACUCAAGCAGUACGACAUUGUCAUCAAAGUUAAGCCCAAGCAGCUGGUGCAUCAUUUCGAGGUAGAUUGCAGCCUGGGGGCUUCAAUGAUGCAGAUCGACGUGGACAUCUUUGAGCCUCAGGGGAUCAGCAAGCUGGAUGCCCAGGCCUCCUUCCUCCCCAAGGAACUGGAAAGCCAACUCAUCAAGAAGUCCUUCUCAGGGAAACAGGGUCGCGUGCUCUUCCGCCCUACUGUGGGUCAGCAGCAAUCCUGCCCCACGUGCUCCACCUCCUUGCUGAAUGGGGACUUCAAGGUGACCUAUGAUGUCAAUCGAGACCAACUCUGUGAACUCCUGGUUGCCAAUAACCACUUUGCCCACUUCUUUGCUCCCCAAAACCUGACGAACCUGAAUAAGAACGUGGUGUUUGUGAUUGACAUUAGCACCUCCAUGGAAGGCCAGAAAGUGAAACAGACUAAGGAGGCGCUCCUUAAAAUCCUGGGGGACAUGCGGCCAGGGGACUAUUUUGACCUGGUCCUCUUUGGGUCUGAAGUGCAAUCAUGGAGGGACUCGCUGGUGAAGGCAACCCCCGCCAAUCUUCGAGCAGCUCAAGACUUCGUGCGGCGUUUCUUCCUGGCUGGGGCCACAAACCUGAAUGGAGGUUUGCUCCGGGGAAUCGAGAUCUUGAACCAAGCUCACGGGAGCCUCCCCGAACUCAGCAACCAUGCCUCCGUUCUCAUCAUGCUGACAGACGGCGAGCCCACAGAAGGGGUGACAGACCGUGCCCAAAUCCUCAAGAACGUCCACAACGCCAUCCGGGGCAGGUUCCCGCUCUACAACUUGGGCUUUGGCCACAACGUGGACUUGAACUUCCUGGAGAUCAUGUCCAUGGAGAACAACGGACGGGCCCAGAGAAUUUAUGAGGACCAUGACGCCACCCAGCAGCUGCAGGGUUUCUAUGACCAGGUAGCCAGCCCCCUCCUGGUGGACGUGGAGCUGCUCUACCCCCAGGACACCGUCUCAGCCCUGACCCAGCACCGCCAUAAACAGUACUACGAAGGCUCGGAGAUCAUGGUGGCGGGGCGCAUCGCGGACCACAAACUGGGCAGUUUCAAGGCUGAUGUGUUGGCCCGUGGGGAGGGCCAAGAAUUCAAGGCGACCUGCCUGGUGGAUGAGGAGGAGAUGAAGAAACUGCUCCAGGAGCGGGGCCACAUGCUGGAGAACCACGUGGAACGCCUCUGGGCCUACCUCACCAUCCAGGAGCUGCUGGCCAAGCGGAUGAAGUUACAGGGGAAGGAGAAGGCCGAGGUGACGGCCAAGGCCCUGCAGAUGUCGCUGGCCUACCAGUUCGUGACCCCGCUGACCUCCAUGACCAUCAGGGGCAUGGCAGAUGAGGACGGCUUGGAGCCCGUCAUCGACAAGCCCCCUGAGGAUUCUCUGCCCUUGGAGAUGCUGGGAAACAGAAAGAUGUUCAUGCUGUCGACUUUGCAGCCUUCCCCGACUCGAUCCAGUUCCAACAUCCAGCAGUUGCCAAACCAAGUGACUGGAGUGGACACUGAUCCCCACUUCCUCAUCCACGUGCCCCAGAAGGAGGAUACUCUGUGCUUCAAUAUCAAUGAGGAGCCCGGCGUGGUCCUCAGCCUGGUGCAGGACCCGGACACAGGCUUCUCAGUGAAUGGGCAGCUCAUUGGCAACAAGGCCAGCAGCCCUGGGCAGCAAGAGGGCACGUACUUCGGCCGGCUGGGGAUCGUGAACCCUGCAACGGGCUUUCAGCUGGAAGUGACUCCUCAGAACAUUACGCUGAACCCUGGCUCGGGUGGACCUGUGUUCUCCUGGAGGGACCAGGCUUCACUCCGGCAGCACAAGGUGGUAGUGACCAUCAACAGGAGGAGGAACCUGGUGGUGUCUGUGGAGGAUGGGGGCACUUUUGAGGUCGUCCUGCACCGGGUGUGGAAGGGGAGUUCCGUCCACCAGGACUUCCUGGGCUUCUAUGUGCUGGAUAGUCACCGGAUGUCGGCACGGACACACGGGCUGCUGGGACAAUUCUUCCACCCCUUUGAUUAUAAAGUGUCUGACCCCCACCCAGGCUCUGACCCCACAAAGACAGAUGCCACAAUGGUCGUGAAGAGCCACCAGCUGACAGUCACCAGGGGCUUGCAAAAAGACUACAGCAAGGACCCCCGGCACGGGGCUGAGGUGACAUGUUGGUUCGUCCACAACAAUGGGGCAGGGCUGAUCGAUGGUGUUUACACUGACUAUAUCGUCCCUGACAUCUUCUGAGCCCCCAGCCAGCACACCUGUCCUUUCUUGGGACCAUGGCAACGGAGGACAGCAUCUGACCUGCUUCCCGUGUCACACUUCCCUGGUCAAGCUGAUCCACUGUGUCAAAGUCCCCAUGACUUUCAUUAAAGAGAGGCUAUAUCCAA
Messenger RNA from Zalophus californianus (California sea lion), 2946 nucleotides. RefSeq names its product inter-alpha-trypsin inhibitor heavy chain 1 (gene ITIH1). The record is from RefSeq and is a predicted model, not a curated record. Bases 35 to 2800 code for a protein of 921 amino acids. Lineage: Eukaryota; Metazoa; Chordata; Mammalia; Carnivora; Otariidae. Gene Ontology annotation, biological process: hyaluronan metabolic process. The transcript is spliced from 22 exons. Gene Ontology annotation, molecular function: serine-type endopeptidase inhibitor activity.